UAGCCCGGAGGAGGGAUGGCGCGGCGCCCUGGGUCCCAGCGGCGAAGGGCGCCAAGCGUAGAGCCAGCUCCGCGGAAAGGCCGGGAAGGGCCGGACCGGGGGGUCGCCGGAAGGUCGCAGGCACCUUCGGGAGAGCCGGCGCGGCCAGCAGGCAGCACAGCAAGCCCCACGAGCGCCCCGCAGCUGCCGGGCAGGCGCGCGGACGGCUCGGCGGGCUCGCCGGCUCCCCCCACGGCCCGCCAGUGGUUCGUUCCGAACACCCCCUCCCCGCGCGGCCGGGUUCCCGGCCAGCCCCACUUCCGGUUGCUGCCGAGCCCUAUAUCCGGUGUCCGCCCGCCCUCGGCCCCGCUGCUGCCGCGAUGCUGUCCCGGUCCCGCUGCGUGUCCCGGGCGUUCAGCCGCUCGCUCUCCGCCUUCCAGAAGCAUUAACAGCAGUGGCGUUUUCAGCGUUCGCUUCUUCAGAACUACAGCUGUGUGCAAGGAUGAUGUGGUUACAGUCAAAACCCCAGCGUUCGCAGAAUCUGUCACAGAGGGGGACGUCAGGUGGGAGAAAGCUGUUGGAGACACAGUUGCAGAAGAUGAAGUGGUUUGUGAAAUUGAAACUGACAAGACUUCUGUGCAGGUUCCAGCACCAGCAAAUGGCGUGAUUGAAGCUCUUUUGGUACCUGAUGGGGGAAAAGUAGAAGGAGGCACUCCUCUUUUCACACUCAGGAAAACUGGCGCUGCUCCUGCCAAGGCCAAGCCAGCCGAAGCUCCUGCUGCUGCAGCCCCAGAAGCAGAGCCUCCCGCAGCAGCGGUUCCUCCUCCACCUGCAGCAUCCAUACCCACUCAGAUGCCGCCAGCGCCCUCUCCCUCACAGCCUCCUGCUAGCAAACCAGUGUCUGCAGUAAAACCAACUCCUUCCCCUCCAGUAGCUGAGCCAGGAGCUGGCAAAGGUGUGCGUUCAGAACAUCGGGAGAAGAUGAACAGGAUGCGGCAGCGCAUCGCUCAGCGGCUGAAGGAGGCCCAGAAUACAUGUGCAAUGCUGACCACUUUCAAUGAGAUUGACAUGAGUAACAUCCAGGAGAUGAGGGCUCGGCACAGAGAUGCUUUUCUGAAGAAACAUAACCUCAAACUAGGUUUCAUGUCGGCGUUUGUGAAGGCCUCAGCCUUUGCCUUGCAGGAGCAGCCUGUUGUAAAUGCAGUGAUUGACGAUGCAACCAAAGAGGUGGUGUAUAGGGAUUAUAUUGACAUCAGUGUUGCAGUGGCCACCCCACGGGGUCUGGUGGUUCCCGUCAUCAGGAAUGUAGAAGCUAUGAAUUACGCCGACAUUGAGCGAAUCAUCAGUGAACUUGGAGAGAAGGCCCGAAAGAAUGAACUUGCCAUUGAAGAUAUGGAUGGUGGUACUUUCACCAUUAGCAAUGGAGGCGUUUUUGGCUCGCUCUUUGGAACACCCAUUAUCAACCCCCCUCAGUCUGCCAUCCUGGGCAUGCAUGGCAUCUUUGAUAGGCCAGUGGCCGUGGGAGGCAAGGUGGAGGUGCGGCCCAUGAUGUAUGUGGCACUGACGUAUGAUCACCGGCUGAUCGACGGUAGAGAGGCCGUGACUUUUCUCCGCAAAAUCAAGGCAGCGGUAGAGGAUCCCAGAGUCCUCCUACUGGACCUCUAGGAGGAAGCCCCGCGCCAUACACAUCGACCAUGCAGGAACUGAAAACCAGUCUUCUCCCUGUCCCCUCAUGGGUCCCAGGUUAGCCUGGUGACAGGCACAUGCUGUUGGCCUCACGAAAGGAAGCCAGGGCACUAUGUAACCAGCAGGUCUUUUCUUGGUGUCCCUGCCAGGCUCUCUCCCUCUCUGCACCGUUCUCUUAACACUCAAAUAUCUUAUAUCCUUAGGCUUGAGGGAAAGAGAGAGCCUUAAUGGAUGCUCGUUAAUAUUGCUGCCUUCUGCAGAGAUGACUUUGCUUCUUCCCAGUGCCAGUACACUGUAGGACCAUGUGAUUAAGUUGCUACCAUUUGAAAGUUUGGUCUCCGGAGAUGUGUAGUGGGGCAUGUGCCUCCCAAGCUCAGAGCAGCCUCUGACCUGGCUGUGCAUGUUCUCGCUCAUUCCACUUGUGUGGAGGUAUUGCCCACAGGCCAAGAGGUGCUGCUUUGCUUCUUAAAUGGCACCCUCAUUCUCAGCUGUCACUGACUUCAAGAUGCCUCUUCUACCUCUUCCGGGAAUCACAGGCCAGGGGAUCUGGCUGGGAGCAGGGUGGGCAGUGUUGAAAGGGGAAGGGCAGGUUCUCCCUGAGGUCAUAUGUUGUAAACAACACGGGAGCAGAACACAGGCCUGUCCUCACUCUCCAUCAUAGCUUUGCACCAGGAAGACCCAUUUUGGCACAGUCACACACAGCUGUGCUCAUGCCAACCUUUCCAGGCUGCUAGGAACCAUUCGAGUACGCUGUUCUCAUUUAGAGCAGAUUCAAGCACAUCAUGGCAGUGGGACAGAGCAUGGUCACAACCAAGGGCUGGAGCCUGGUAGAGAUAGGGGUGCGAGAUGCUGUGGACUGGCUCAGCUUGUCUUGGACUCUUAAAUUCCGCCAGUAUAAGCAUGUGGACUGAGAGGCAGUUUUGUUCCUUCCUACGUCAUGGCCCUUAGGGAGUGGGGCCUUAGCUCUUCCUCGGCAGAAAACAGGUCGGGGGAAGAUGGACUGUGGUGGAAACCAGCCCCAAGUACAGUGGGGAGAUGGCCAUUGUCACCUCUGAGGUCCUGCCUGUUAGGUCUGGACACAAUCAUUGGAAUUCCUUGGAGUAUGGUUCAAUGCACACAUCUUGUCACGAAAGCUACUGGACUUCAUCCCUUUGUAUCCAACUGCAUCCAGGCCUGAGACUGCUGACCCUUGACACCAGGAGCCAUUUAUUUAGUGCAGAGUGCCCAUUUGUAUCUUGAGCGAAGAAGCUAGGCCUGGGGGGUGGGGUGGGGGGAAGGGAUGGGAGCCAAUACUGAGUGCCUGCAGCAUCUACUAUGUCUUCACUAUUCAGAACCUGUAACUAAAGUAUUUAAAGAAACUGAUUUUAAAUGCAAAUUAAAGGGCAAAUGUUCUCAAA
Molecule: messenger RNA, 3062 nt
Organism: Equus caballus (horse)
Lineage: Eukaryota; Metazoa; Chordata; Mammalia; Perissodactyla; Equidae
Gene: DLST
Product: dihydrolipoamide S-succinyltransferase
Biological process (GO): tricarboxylic acid cycle
Cellular component (GO): oxoglutarate dehydrogenase complex; mitochondrion
Molecular function (GO): dihydrolipoyllysine-residue succinyltransferase activity
Source: RefSeq, a predicted model, not a curated record